This is a messenger RNA of Glycine soja, 947 nucleotides long. RefSeq lists its product as uncharacterized. The record is from RefSeq and is a predicted model, not a curated record. The coding region runs from base 42 to 572 and encodes 176 amino acids. Lineage: Eukaryota; Viridiplantae; Streptophyta; Magnoliopsida; Fabales; Fabaceae. The transcript has a single exon.
UAAGACCAAAGAAAAAGCAAGCCAACGUCUCUCAUGCAAUUAUGGAGGACUUUGAGAGAGGACCAAGGUACCACGCAUACGCUGCGUUGAGGGAAACAAAGCUUCGCAUGAGGCAACAAGAAGAAGAAGAGGGUGUUGUUGAAGCAAAGGUUUCAACCCCACCAAGAAAAAAACAAGUCAAGUUUCAAGGUGCUGUGGUUUCAGGGAGAAAAGGGUCAUCAUCUCUUGUGGCUCAGUCUGUGCCGGAUUUUUCUAAUGUGUUGAGGAAGGAGAAUAGGAAGCCGGUGAAUGGUAACAUGAUGUUACCUCCUUUGAUGGAGUUGACGCCACCUCCUUCUUCUUCCAAGAGUGGCUGUGGUGUUUUUUCGAGUGCGAGAGGGAGUAAGUCAGCGAAUGCGGGUGAGAAGAGAAGGGGUGGUGUUCUCAUGCCCAGGAAGAGCUAUGCCAGCAUUGAUGAACUCAAGGGUGGUUUGUCUUCUGCUACUUCUAAUGCCAUCAAUGCUGACAACAGAGGAGGAAGGAGUAGCAGGCUCAUCACAAGAAAGACUGCUUUAGGGUAUAGGCAUAUUUGAGGAGUGUGUACUGUGGAGGCACUCCUAUGGUGUUUUCUUAAACCCUUUUGAUUUGAUUUGUUUAUUUUGUAUUUGUAGCUUUGCUCAUACAUGUCUUCGCUGCCCAUUUACUUUUACUUUUCAUUCUUUCUAGUUUCGAUUUGUUUUUUGUUUUAUUGGGAGCAACUUACAGUAUUGUGCAAGUGUAAAGCUAGUAUGAUUUGAGCGAGUGAGUAUUCAUCACCACGACAAUGCUAUAGAGAGAAUAAUUUUCAUAUUCCUCUGUGUGUUGGGGGAAGGACUUUGCUUGUUGUGUUUUGGAAUAAAGGAGUACAUAAUAGGCUACAUCUUCCAAAUAUGUUUAAUCAAUAGGACUUUGCUUGUUGUGUUUUGGAA